AUUCAAAUUUAGUCUCUAUAGAAGAAGAAAAAAAACAAGUUAAAGGUGUGAUCUUUAUUGUCUUGCUCAUUAUAUAGUGUUCAAAUUUAAAAUGCAGCCGCGGAACAGGAGAGAAAUGGUGGUGGAAGAAGGAGAAGCAUUGGUGGCGUGCAGUGACAAAAGCAUGAAAAUUGGGGUGACGAUAUGGGACAUGGACACAGGGGAAAAGAUGCUUCACAUACCAACAUGUGCUUCACCACCUUUUGGAUUAUUGUGUUUAAGAAAUCGCUUCCUCGUCGCAUCGCAAUUGAACAAACAUGGCUCUGUUGGUGGUGGAGCCAUUGUUGUUUGGGCCUUGAACAAGCCUCAGCAACCACUUUUGAAUUAUACAGUGGAGGCCAUUGGGCCACUUUCUAGCACACAAGAUGGCAUAUACCUUGUGGGAGGUGCUUUUUCUGGAAGUGCUUAUAUCUGGAAUGUGACUAGUGGAAAAUUGUUGAAGACUUGGACUGCUCAUUAUAAGUCACUAAAACACAUUAUAUUUUCAAAUGAUGAUUCUCUUCUUAUUUCUGGUUCAGUUGAUGGUAUGAUAUGUGUUUGGUCCAUGAUUAGUUUGUUAGAUGUGGAAGAAAUAGGCAGCUGGGAUCCUUUAUUACAUUGUUUGCCAGGGCACAUGUCCUCCAUAACAGGUCUUUUAGCUACAUCUUGCAGUUGCUUUUCAAUUUUAAUAUCAAGCUCCCUUGAUGGAACAUGCAAGGUUUGGGACUUUAUCACUGGAAAGCUUAUGCAAACUCAAGGUUAUCCGUUGGCAAUAACUUGCAUCACACUUCACCAAAGAGAAAGUCUCUUGUUUUGUGGUACUGAAAAUGGAACAAUGAUUGUCAACAAGGUUGAUAUUGGUUUGGAAGAAGGUCCUUAUUCCAUUAUCAGAGGAGACCAAUCACUUGAAUUGAAAGGUCACAGUGGAGCCAUAACUGCAUUGACCUCUAGUAGGGCAGGCCUAAUAUCUUCCUCUGAAGACUGCACAAUCUGCAUAUGGGAUGUCAUGAGCUGGACAAUCACUAAAAGAUUCAAUCUUCAAAAAGGAAAAGUAACUAAUCUCGUGGUAAUAAAUCGGUCUUUGGUGCUCUCCACAUCGAAUCACACAAGAGCCACCAAUCAAUAUACUGUUUCUCCAUUGGAUAAGUGUCCUCUGCAGAUGAACUCGUACAAGAGAACUACCACUCUUGUUUCCUUGAGUCGCCUCUACAAAGAAAAACAAACUUACAUUGAUUUACGAAGUUCUAAUUUAUUGAGACAAAGCAUCUCUGAUUCACAGAAAUCAUACAUGCAUGUGGCCAUGACCAUACAAAUGAAAAUGGAAACAAAUAUAGAGAAUCAUUUAUGGGCAACAAAGAUGGCAAAACAUGUAACGAUGAUAAACAGACAGUUGCAGUCACGGCUGUUGGGCUUGAUACAUCGCAGAUUGUUUGGUUCAAACAGAAUCAGCUUUCAAAAAACAGGUAGAAAAAGGCCCAAAAUUAAGAGUAUUUUACCAGAAGAGGAGAAUUAAAAAACCUAAGCUUCAUGCUUGUUUGUUCCUCAAGACGUGUUUCAAGAGUAGUUGUUUUUAUUUUACCCCUUGUAUUCCAUGUCAAGGCUUAUUUGUUGAGUAAACCACCGAUUUAGUCUCUAAUAUUGUAAGACUCUCUCAUUUUCUUUUCAACAAUCAAUCUUAAUAAUCACCGUAUAAAGCAAAAAUAAGUUUUUUUUUCUUCUUCA
Molecule: messenger RNA, 1740 nt
Organism: Cicer arietinum (chickpea)
Lineage: Eukaryota; Viridiplantae; Streptophyta; Magnoliopsida; Fabales; Fabaceae
Product: protein ROOT INITIATION DEFECTIVE 3-like
Biological process (GO): DNA-templated DNA replication; rRNA processing
Cellular component (GO): nuclear pre-replicative complex; rixosome complex
Molecular function (GO): protein binding
Source: RefSeq, a predicted model, not a curated record